Molecule: messenger RNA, 1910 nt
Organism: Notodromas monacha
Lineage: Eukaryota; Metazoa; Arthropoda; Ostracoda; Podocopida; Cyprididae
Source: the annotation of a GenBank genome assembly
UCUGUGGCCUUUCACAGGAAGCAAAAAUUCAGUGUCAGCCAUGGGGCUUUCUGCGGUGUGUCUCUUCAUCACCGCUUAUCUGUUAUUCUGCACAAAUUUGGUGCAUUCCCAUGGUGGACACGACCACCACCAUCAUGAUGGUGACGCGAUCGAUGAUGUGAAAUUUCGCUAUUCGAAGGCGGCAAAUGAUUUUCACGAUCAUCAUCACGAUGAUCACGCUAAUGGAGGAUCUCACGGCCCCGGGGAAGCGUCGCAUCGGCAUUCAAAUUUUCCUAGAGAUGGUUAUGAAAAACUGAGUUCGGAUGGUUACAGCAGAAAUGCAUUGUUACUGCAGGCGAUCUCAGCGACUGUGUUGAUCAGUGCGGUGCCGUUUUUGAUAUUGUUCUUCAUUCCACUUGAAAAAGCCGAUGCUGGCCAGCCUCUCCUGAAAGUUCUUCUAAGCUUCGCUGCUGGAGGUUUGCUUGGUGAUGCAUUUCUCCACUUGAUCCCACACGCAAUUCUUCAGCAAGACGGAGGUCACGAUCACGAUCAUUCGUCCAGCGCACAUGCCCAUGAUCAUGAUCACGGGGAUCAUGGACAUUCUCACGACCUUAGUGUUGGAUUGUGGGUUCUUGCUGGCAUUGUCACCUUCUUGUUGGUGGAAAAAUUCGUUCGGAUCGUUAAAGGAGGGCAUCACCAUCAUCAUCACGCUCAUGAUGAUGUCGCAUUGAAAGCAGAAGAAAGUCCUUCACCGCUUCCUGUUUCCGAAAGUGAUGAUGCUGUGGAGAAAAAGCGUGAGGUGCGAGAAACCCGUGAUGGAGCUGGGAAGUCUGUGAACUCUGAAACUGUUUUGGUUAAUCGCAAAAUCACGUCAAGCGCAGUAAAAAGCGCUGCGACUAGUCGCGGUUCUUCGGUCGCUCGAGACGCGAAAUCCGCAUCGGACACCGAUGUCACUGACGAAGGAAAUGCUGAAAUUCUCUCAUCAAAAUCUGGUUCGUCUCGUAAUUCGCCUCCGCCCGUGCACGUCAUCAUAAUUCAUUUUUCUUUAGAUACUCUGCUGCCGCAUGACGUCAAAGUCGCUGCAUAUUUAAACCUAGCCGCAGACUUCACGCACAAUUUCACCGAUGGAUUGGCCAUUGGAGCUUCUUUUCUUCGUGGUUCCACCAUUGGAACAUUAACGACUCUAUCCAUUCUUCUGCACGAAAUUCCUCAUGAAAUCGGUGACUUCGCUAUUCUUAUUCAAUCCGGAUGUGGGAAGAAGAAAGCGAUAAUGCUACAGCUUGUUACAGCCGUUGGUGCGCUCAGUGGUACCAUUACAUCAUUCCUAGCCGAAGAAAUGGGCGAGAAAGCUCCGGCAUGGAUUCUUCCUUUCACCGCUGGCGGAUUCAUUUACAUUGCAACGGUUUCUGUUCUUCCGGAGCUUCUGGAAGGAGUUACGAAUGUCAAGCAGUCGAUCAUGGAAAUUCUCGCCCUGCUUCUUGGUGUAUACAUGAUGGUGCUUAUAGCUCAAUACGAGUAGCAGUUGCGUUGAAUGCACUUCAGCAUUUACCAAUUGAUUCUCAGAAAUGCUUCCCUUUUCUUGCUGUCGUGAAUCUGGGUACGUUAUUCUCACAAUUUCUUCAGUUAUCGCUGCGUUGCGAUGUACAGGAUCACUUCAACAAAUUUUCUACAUUGACGUGAUGAAAUUUUGUUUUCCUCGUUGCAUCGGUUGUUUGCUAGAGAUCAUAAUACGUCAGCUUCAGUAAUUUUAGUUUGUUUACCUUACUGUGAUGCGUGUCCGAAAGACAGUUAAUCUUGGAGGCGUUCUCUCCACUACCGAUUCUCUCCUCCGAAGAUGUCAAAAGGAAGCAUACGUUCUUCUUUGUUUUGUUUGAUGGAAAAAUUAUUUUUGUUUUCGGGAUUAUUGAAUUAUAUAUUCGGACAGAAGGAAA